CAUUCUAGUGAUUCACUGAUCUAGUUUCAGUUCAGCAGCACGUGCACGUUCCCUCAGACACACAAACCCCCCCAACACAGGUCUGUCUACUCCUGCGGCCAAUCACAGCAAACCAGCUUCUGGAUGGGAGUGUUUAAAACCAGCAGCGGGAUGCAGAAACACACACACCAGACCUGAGCUGAUCUGACUGAACACACAGGUUUCAACAUCCAAAGAAGAAGCAGAAAUGGCUCGGUUUGGCCUGCUGAGUUUGAUUCUAGCUUUAGCAGCUCUCACAGUUUGUAGUGACCAGCGCCGACUCUUUCCCAGCAGUUUACGUGAGAAAUCAGAUGUUCUGUGUCUGAAUGGAGGGACGUCUGUCUUGUCUCCGUCGGGUCGUCACAUGCUCUGUUUCUGUCCUGAUGGCUUCAGCGGCUCCAGCUGUGAAAGAGAUGAAUCCGUCUCCUGCUUUGACGGGAUCGGUCUGCACUACAGAGGUCCUGUCUCUAAAUCAGCGAGUGGGCGGGAAUGUCUGGAAUGGGAUUCAGAGAGCGUGCGUGAAAUCGGAGUCUCUCCCAAGAAUCUUGGCCCGGGACGACACAACCACUGCAGAAACCCAGACUACACCCGCAGACCCUGGUGUUACGUACGGACCGCGUUUGGGAUCGUGAAAGAAGACUGUGAUAUUCCACGCUGUGCAAAAGAUCAAGGUUCUGGCAGUCUGAAAGGCGCUCAGUCAGGAUGGCAGUGUGGCCAGAGGGAGGAGCGGAGCAUGAAGGUAGUGGGCGGGGCUUUGAGCGCGGUGGAGCGCCACCCCUGGAUGGCAGCGGUGUUCAGCAGGAGCUCACGCGGGAGAACGUUCACCUGCGGCGGGAGUCUCAUCUCACCCUGCUGGGUCCUCACGGCCGCCCACUGCUUCCCUGACGGCGCUCAGACUAAACUCCAUAAACUGUCAGUAUUUCUGGGGAGGAAUGCCAUCAAUGAGACCGACGUUCAGAGAGAGCAGGAGUUCAGUGUCUCUGAGCUCUUCAUCCAUGAACACUUCGACAACGCAGACGGCAACUUCAACAACGACAUCGCGCUGUUGAAGAUUCACAGUCCUGACGGUCACUGUGCUAAAGAGUCCAGUUCAGUCAAGACGGUCUGCAUCCCUGAAGCGCAUCAGUCACUCAGUGACGGGACGUCUUGCGAGGUCACUGGAUACGGCAGAGAACAAGAAGGGUCGUGGUAUUACUCUCAGUAUCUCAGAGAAGCAAAGGUCAACCUGCUGUCAAAGGAUUUGUGUUCAAGUAAAGCAUAUUACGGCAACUUGAUCACAGACAACAUGCUGUGUGCCGGGAGUCCCGACUGGAGCGCAGACUCGUGUAAGGGUGACUCUGGCGGGCCGCUGGUGUGUCGCGUCCGUGAGCGUGUGUUUCUGUUCGGUGUGGUGAGUUGGGGAGAGGGAUGUUCCAGAUCCUUCCGUCCUGGAGUUUAUGCCAAAGUCAGCAACUACCACCGCUGGAUCCUGGAGAAAACCGGCUUGUCGUCGCUGAGCUGAGAACAGGAGCUCACCUGCCCUCAGAGACCAAUAUACAGAACAUGAACAAACAGUGCAAACAAGUCGUGUUCAAACUGAUUUCUGUUCAGUUACUCGUUAAUAUGUCCAUCAUUCUUACAUAAUAGCAGCUCAAAGGACUUUCUAUGUGAAAAAUGUUUAUAAAAGUACUGUUUUGCAUUGGUAUUGAAAUGUAUAGUCCAUUUUCUUUUCGUUCCGGAUGUUUUUAUAUUGUUGUAUAAUUUUAUAUUGUUGUGUAACUAUUUAUUUUAUGUCAAUGAUAAAAGCCAA
This is a messenger RNA of Onychostoma macrolepis, 1807 nucleotides long. RefSeq names its product plasminogen activator, urokinase b (gene plaub). Gene Ontology annotation, biological process: regulation of cell adhesion mediated by integrin; plasminogen activation. NCBI's taxonomy places the organism in Eukaryota, Metazoa, Chordata, Actinopteri, Cypriniformes, Cyprinidae. The transcript has 12 exons. Gene Ontology annotation, molecular function: serine-type endopeptidase activity. The record is from RefSeq and is a predicted model, not a curated record. Bases 227 to 1519 code for a protein of 430 amino acids.